Molecule: messenger RNA, 2747 nt
Organism: Lynx canadensis (Canada lynx)
Lineage: Eukaryota; Metazoa; Chordata; Mammalia; Carnivora; Felidae
Gene: NUCLEOLIN
Product: nucleolin
Exons: 14
Coding region: 188-2335 (715 amino acids)
Molecular function (GO): RNA binding
Source: RefSeq, a predicted model, not a curated record
UCGCCUUUCCAGAGGCGAUUACUGGGCAGGCUCAGUCUUUCGCCUCAGUCUCGAGCUCUAGCUGGCCGCCAAGCAUACGUGCUCCGGGAUAUUCUGUACCAGCGGCCGCCAUCGCCGUUGCUUGGGUUCCUCUGGACUCGUCUGCGCCACUCGCCCGCCACACACUCCGCCGGCAUACGCCGCCAUCAUGGUGAAGCUCGCAAAAGCUGGUAAAAAUCAAAGUGACCCCAAGAAAAUGGCUCCUCCCCCUAAGGAGGUAGAAGAAGACAGUGAAGAUGAGGAAAUGUCAGAAGAUGAAGAUGAUGAUAGCAGUGGAGAAGAGGUUAUCAUUCCUCAGAAAAAAGGCAAGAAGGCUGCCGCAACUCCAGCAAAGAAGGUGAUGGUUUCCCCAACAAAAAAGGUUGCAGUCGCCACACCAGCCAAGAAAGCAGUUGUCACCCCUGGCAAAAAGGCAGCAGCCACACCAGCCAAAAAAGCCGUUGCACCAGCCAAAGCAGUAGCAACACCUGGCAAGAAGGGAGCCACCCCGGGCAAGGCAUUGGUAGCAACUCCUGGUAAGAAAGGAGCAGCCACCCCAGCCAAGGGAGCAAAGAAUGGGAAGAAUGCCAAGAAGGAAGACAGUGAUGAGGAAGAUGACGAGGACAGUGAAGAGGAGGAUGAGGAAGAGGAGGAUGAAGAGGAGGAUGAGUUUGAGCCGGCAGUGAUGAAAGCCGCCGCUGCUGCCCCUGCCUCAGAUGAUGAGGACGACGACGACGAGGAGGAAGAUGAUGAGGAUGAGGAAGAGGAUGAGGAUGAGGAUGACGAUGAUUCUGAAGAAGAAGCUAUGGAGACCACACCAGCCAAAGGAAAGAAAAUCCCUGCAAAAGCCGUUCCUGUGAAGGCCAAGAGUGCAGCUGAAGAUGAAGAUGAGGAGGAGGAUGAUGAGGAUGAAGAUGAGGAGGAUGAUGAGGAAGAGGAGGAUGAUGAUGAGGAAGAAGAGGAGGAGGAGGAGGAGGAAGAAGAAGAAGAAGAAGAGCCUGUUAAAGAAGCACCUGGAAAGCGAAAGAAGGAAAUGGCCAAACAGAAAGCGGCUCCUGAAGCCAAGAAACAGAAAGUAGAAGGUACAGAACCAACUACAUCAUUCAAUCUUUUUGUUGGAAACCUGAAUUUCAGCAAAUCUGCUCCUGAAUUAAAAACAGGCAUUAGUGACAUUUUUGCUAAAAAUGAUCUUGCUGUUGUGGAUGUCAGAAUUGGUGUGUCUAGGAAGUUUGGCUAUGUGGAUUUUGAAUCUGCUGAAGAUCUGGAAAAAGCUUUGGAACUCACUGGUUUAAAAGUCUUUGGCAAUGAAAUUAAACUAGAAAAACCAAAGGGAAAAGACAGUAAGAAAGAUCGAGACGCAAGAACACUUUUGGCUAAAAAUCUGCCUUACAAAGUUACUCAGGAUGAAUUAAAAGAAGUAUUUGAAGAUGCUGUGGAAAUCAGAUUAGUCAGCAAGGAUGGAAAGAGUAAAGGGAUUGCUUAUAUUGAAUUUAAGACAGAAGCUGAUGCAGAAAAAACCUUGGAAGAAAAGCAGGGAACAGAGAUAGAUGGGCGAUCUAUUUCCCUGUACUAUACUGGAGAGAAGGGUCAAAAUCAAGACUAUAGAGGUGGAAAGAAUAGCACUUGGAGUGGUGAAUCAAAAACUCUGGUUUUAAGCAAUCUCUCCUACAAUGCAACAGAAGAAACUCUUCAAGAAGUAUUUGAGAAGGCGACUUUUAUUAAAGUGCCCCAGAACCAAAAUGGCAAAUCUAAAGGGUAUGCAUUUAUAGAAUUUGCUUCAUUUGAAGAUGCUAAAGAAGCUUUAAAUUCCUGUAAUAAAAGGGAAAUUGAGGGCAGAGCAAUCAGGCUGGAGUUGCAAGGACCCAGGGGAUCACCUAAUGCAAGAAGCCAGCCGUCCAAAACCUUGUUUGUCAAAGGUCUGUCUGAGGAUACCACAGAAGAAACAUUAAAGGAAUCGUUCGACGGCUCUGUUCGGGCAAGGAUAGUCACUGACCGGGAGACUGGGUCCUCCAAAGGGUUUGGUUUUGUAGACUUCAACAGUGAGGAAGAUGCCAAAGCUGCCAAGGAGGCCAUGGAAGAUGGUGAAAUUGAUGGAAACAAAGUUACUUUGGACUGGGCCAAACCGAAGGGUGAAGGUGGCUUUGGAGGUCGCGGUGGAGGCAGAGGUGGCUUUGGAGGCCGAGGUGGUGGCAGAGGAGGCCGAGGUGGAUUUGGUGGCAGAGGCCGGGGAGGCUUUGGAGGGCGAGGAGGCUUCCGAGGAGGCAGAGGAGGAGGGGGAGACCACAAGCCACAAGGAAAGAAGACGAAGUUUGAAUAGUUUCUUCCAUCCCUCUGUCUUUACCCUCUUCUGUUUGAAAGAAAAGGACUCUGGGGUUUUUACUCUGUUACCUGAUCAAUGACAGAGCCUUCUGAGGACAUUCCAAGACAGUAUACAGUCCUGUGGUCUACUUGGAAGUUCGUAUAGAUAACAUUUCAAGGGAGAUACCCUGUUGGUUUUGACUGGAUAUUCAUAUAAACUUUUUAAAGAGAUGAGUGAUAGAGCUAAUCCUUAUCUGUAAGUUUUGAAUUUAUAUUGUUUCUUCCCAUGUACAAAACCAUUUUUUUCCUACGAAUAGUUUUGUUUUUGUUUUUUUUGCGUUGGGGGGGGUGUAAAGGAAAGCAGAAUGUUUUAUCAUGAUUUUUGCUUCAGCAACUUUGGGACAAAUUAAAAGUCCUAAACUCUGGUGCCA